Messenger RNA from Psammomys obesus (fat sand rat), 4761 nucleotides. It is a transcript of the gene Csf2rb, whose product is annotated as colony stimulating factor 2 receptor subunit beta. The record is from RefSeq and is a predicted model, not a curated record. The coding region runs from base 281 to 2968 and encodes 895 amino acids. NCBI's taxonomy places the organism in Eukaryota, Metazoa, Chordata, Mammalia, Rodentia, Muridae. Gene Ontology annotation, biological process: cytokine-mediated signaling pathway; immunoglobulin mediated immune response. Gene Ontology annotation, cellular component: membrane; external side of plasma membrane. The transcript has 14 exons. Gene Ontology annotation, molecular function: cytokine receptor activity; protein binding.
GGUACUGGCGCUUCCUCAUUCUGCUCUCUGUUUCCUCCCUGACACAGGGCACAAAUAAAUAGGAAGCGCCUAAGGCUCAGGGCGACUUGGAGGCUCCCGAAGGAGGCUGCUUGUGUCCCCCAGCACAGAGUCCCCGAGGAUGCUGUCUAGGAACGGAGAAUCAUGAGACGGUGACAUACGUGUGGCCCAACCCCCCAGCCAAGCAGCGGCACAGAACCCAGGGACAAUGAGGACACCACCCUACCCAUAGCCUCCCUGGGCCACCGCCUAAAGUCCCAGAAUGGACCAGCAGAUGCUUCUGACCCGAGGGCUGCUCUCCAUGGCCCUGAUGGCUCUCUGCUGGAGACCCAGCGUGACGGAGGCACACGACACUGUCCCUCUGCAGACCCUGCGAUGCUACAAUGACUACACCAGCCGCAUUAUCUGCAGCUGGGCCAACACGGAGGACUCCCAGGGACUCAUUAACGUGACUCUCUAUCACCAGGUAGACAAGGAACAACAGCCAGUGUCCUGCGACUUCAGUGAGGACCUGCUGUGGUCAGAGUGCCCAUCACCCCACCGCUGUGUGCCCAGAAGAUGUGUCAUCCCCUACACACGGUUUUCCAUCACCCAAGAUGACAAGUACUCGUUCGAACUGGAUCGGGACCUGGGUAUCCAGCUCACGGUUCUAUUGGCCCAGCACGUACAGCCACCGCCCCCCAAGGAUGUCAGCAUCCGCCCGUCUGGCGACCAUCUCCUGCUGGAGUGGAGCGUGCCCCUUGGGGAUGCCGAGGACUCCUUGCUGUCACAGGAGGACAUACAGUUUGAGGUGGCUUACAGACGGCUUCAGGACUCCUGGGAGGGUGCCUCCAGCCUCCACACCAACAACUCUUGGGUCACUCUAGAGCCAAAGCUGUUUCUACCCGGCAACACCUAUGUGGCCCGUGUUCGCACUCAGCUAUCCCCAGGGUCAAGGCUGUCUGGACGGCCCAGCAGAUGGAGCCCAGAGGUGCAGUGGGACUCCCAGCCAGGAGACAAGACCCAGCCUCAGAACUUGCAUUGCUUCUUUGAUGGGCUCCAGUCCCUCAGCUGCUCCUGGGAGGUGUGGCACCAGAUGACGGGCUCUGUUUCCUUCGGGCUCUUCUACAGCUCCAGCCCUGGCACUCCGGAGAAGGAAUGCUCCUCAGUGGUGAAGGAGCUUCAGGACAGCCUCUUCACCCGGUACCACUGCACUCUAACCGUGCCUGAUCCCAGCGCACACAGCCAGUACACAGUCUCUGUUAAGCCGCUGAAACAGGAGACGGUCAUCCAGAGCUUUAACCACAUCCAGAUGAAUCCUCCAACCCUCGAGGUGGUCAAGAAUAGAGACAGCUAUUCCCUGCACUGGGAAACUGAGAAAAUGCCCUACGAUCACAUUAGACACAGAUUCGAGGUCCAGUACAAGAAGGAACUGGACAGCUGGGAGGACAGCAAGACAGCGAUUGUGAUACAACACAGCAUGCUCCUGCUGCAGCUGGAGCCUUCGACCACAUACGAGGCCAGGGUGAGGGUCCAGACCCUUCCUAACUACACUGGGAUUUGGAGUGAGUGGAGCAAGAAAUGCUCCUGGACCACUGACUGGGUGAUGCCCACACUGUGGACAGCCCUCAUCCUCGUCUUCCUCAUUCCCACCUUGCUCCUGGCCCUCCGCUUUGGCUGCAUCUACGUACACAGGCUGUACAGGAAGUGGAAGGAGAAAAUCCCCAACCCCAGCAAGAGCCUCAUGUUUCAGGAUGGAGGCCAAGGACUCUGGCCUCCCAGCAGUGUGGCAGCCUUCGCCGCUAAGAACCCUAUGUUCCAGGGACCACAGAGCAACCUUUUUGCUGAGCUUAAAGGGGGCUCAUACGCACAUUUGGAGGACAAUGAAGUAUCACCUAUCACCAUUGAGUACCCUAACAUUGUCCGAGAUCCACCGUCUGGGCCUGACAGCACCCCAGCAGCCAACACCCCAGCAGCCUCAUCGGAACCCAUGGAACAGCCAUCCGGUGCUCAAGUACACCCACCAGCUCCUUCUGGCAAACUUAAGCAAAAACCCAGUUUUGACUUCAAUGGACCCUACCUGGGGUCUCCCCAAGCCCACUCCCUGCCUGAUGUCCCAGGCCAGCUGGUUGCCUCCCAGAUGAGUGGAAGCCUGAAACCGGCGCUACCAGGCUCCUUGGAGUACCUGUGUCUGCCCCCCGGGGGACACGUGCAGCUGGUCCCACUGUCCCAGGCAAUGGGGCAGGGGCAGGCUGCAGAUGAGGAGCAUGGGUCCAGCCUGGAGGCUACAGAGAGCCCUCCCGUGGAGCCGAGGGACAGCCCUGCAGCUGAGCUGAGGUUGGAAGAACAGGAGCCAAAGGACAACCCAGUGAUGCCACCCAUAAGCUCUGGGGGCCCCGAUGACACCGUGGUGGCAUCUGAUUAUGUCCGUCCUGCGGAUCUGGUGCUCACUCUGCCCACAGGGCCCCUGUCUACCUCUCCGGGUCCCUCUCUAGGGUUCCCCUCAGAUCAAAGGCCCAGUCUCUGUCUCAAGCUGCCUGGGGUCCCUCCUAGAAGUCCAGCUCCCGGGCCAUCAGAGUUUGAAGACUAUGUGGAGCUCCCUCCAAGUAUGAGCCAGGCCCCCAAGUCCCCCCAAGGCAGUCCUGUUCCUCCUAUGCCAAGCAGCCCCACAGUGAGCCCCCAAGAGCGCAGGGAGGAAGUGGCCCCGGUAUCCCCACACUCUGAAGGCCUCCUUGUUCUCCAGCAGGUGGGAGACUACUGCUUCCUUCCUGGCCUGGGGACUGGUCCCCUCUCCCCACCUCCUCCAGGCCUGUGUCCUGAGAUUGGGGACCUAGACCAGGACUUGCCUGUUAAAAAACUUCCCUACCAGCCCAUGCCCCAGGUGCCGGCCAUUCAGUUUUUCAAGUCCCUGAAGCAUCAGGACUACCUGUCACUGCCCCCUUGGGACAGCCAGCCUGGGAAGGUAUGCUAGGUUCACAUCCUCUCCCAAUCUCACCAGCAGCCCUGCACCUCAGCCUGAGCAGCUCCUCAGAGCCCUCGCCAAGAAGCACCACUCUCUCUGCUCUCAGCCCUGACACUCAGCCAUAGCUGACCUGUGCUUUCUGUCCCUGCCUCCUCUCCUCUUUCUCUCCCUUCCGGUCUCCUUCCUCUUCCUCCCUCUCCCUCCUAACUCCUCCCUUCCCUUUCUCCCUUCUCUCCUCCUUCUCUCCCCUCUCCUCCCCCUUCUUCCUUCCUCCUUUCCUUCCUCUUCCUCUCUCUCUCUCUCUCUCUCUCUCUCUCUCUCUCUCUAGGAUCCUCCUUUCCCUUUGCCUUGUUGGAGUGGGGAUGAGGCCCAAGAGGCCUCUGAGGAUGAGGUCUGCAAGGUCUGAUUAAGAACUGCUGUGGAUGCUUGUUCCCUCAGGCAUCAAUAACAGCACCUGUUCUGGCUCAGUGCAGACGGUGGGAGGCUCAGGUAGGCACCCUAGGGUUCAGACUUUGAAAUGGGCAGGGUCAUGUCACUACAAGAAUAGGUAUAGUCUUCUAUGGCUGCCUGGGGAGGUCUGAAGGUCCUUGCAGAGGGCGCUGGGGACCCCCGCUAUAUAGAGAAGUCACUGAUAUGGGCAACACUAGCUGGCGGUCACAGUUAUGGCCAAGCUGGAGGGAGGAGGAGCAAUGGAGAAGGCUAGGCACCUAGAGCUCAUGGUGUCAACUUCAGAAAAGCCAGGGUGUGGACCCCUAAAGGACAAGAAUGCAGCAAUCACGCAGGACGGCACAUCCAGGGACUUAGUCUAGACAUCCGAGCUGCUCUCCCUCCAGAAUGCCUGGAUGCCUGCUGCUCCCACUGGCCUCCGAUGAAAGCCCUGCUGUGGGAUUUCAGUCCUUGGAAAUCACUACCUUCUUGACAGUCGGGGCACAACGGCAUUACAUCAUUCAUUCUCACUUGUCCUGUUUGCUCGUGGUCAAGUUUGCACACGCUUUUGUAUGUGUCUUGAGUAUCGGCUGUUUUGUUGUUCGAGGGGAGGGGGGUUGGGAGCAGAGUUUAUGAACAAUUUUGUCCUCGGCGUCAUCUUUUUUGGAUGAGCCUGUACAGCUCUUUCCAUACGGCCUUUUGUGGGGCACACACUUCUCCCCUGAAUGUGGUCUCUCCUAGUUUUGUGCAGGAGGUACAAUGGCAACUUAAGCCUCAGCACUUAAGCCUCUGAAUUGCUGUGAGAUGAAUCGGGGAGCAGGACCCCUCUUUGGGGCCGUAUUUGCAGUGGCCUUAGCAGCAAAUGUACAUGUGCCUUCAUUUUAUUAUUUCUGGCUCUUUUGGUAUCUAAAGCCUCGAAUGGGAGGUGUUUCUAGAACAAGUUUACACUGCAGAGAUCUGUCUUUAUAUGUUCCGUGGACCUGGAGCCAGAGGACAUUGUGCCAUUUCUUCACCCGGACUGAGAGUGCACUGAGAGGCACCUCUGUGACCCAUCAAGCCCUGAGCUGGAUCUGGUCUGUCCCGGUACCCUGUGUCAUGGUCUCACUCUCUUUGAUGGCAGCCACAACUCUUCAUUUUUGGUUUUGACCCGUGGCAGGCAGAGCGAGUGUUCCUUGGACCCUCUUCAUUGCAGCAAAGAAAACCGCCAACAUCUUGAAGGUAUCUCAGUGGCAGUGUUCACAGUAGCCUGUCGAUAUUCCAGAGUGGACCCCUCAUGGGAGACAAGCAAGAACCGUCUCUAGGUAUUAAAAUAUGGACUCCAAAAUGCCUUGCAUUAAGAGGGAACAUGGUAAUAAAAUGUUUAUAACAGCACAAAA